Messenger RNA from Euleptes europaea (tarantolino), 1689 nucleotides. It is a transcript of the gene PPP2R2B, whose product is annotated as protein phosphatase 2 regulatory subunit Bbeta. Gene Ontology annotation, cellular component: cytosol; protein phosphatase type 2A complex. The transcript has 9 exons. Lineage: Eukaryota; Metazoa; Chordata; Lepidosauria; Squamata; Sphaerodactylidae. The record is from RefSeq and is a predicted model, not a curated record. Gene Ontology annotation, molecular function: protein binding; protein phosphatase regulator activity. Gene Ontology annotation, biological process: peptidyl-serine dephosphorylation. The coding region runs from base 62 to 1393 and encodes 443 amino acids.
GGGGCGAUGAUGGAUACUUGCCUGCCUGUUCUCACUUCCCGCAAAAGUAAGCCCGCUGUCAAUGGAGGAGGACAUUGAUACCCGCAAGAUAAACAACAGUUUCCUGCGCGAUCACAGCUAUGCAACAGAAGCUGACAUUAUCUCUACGGUAGAAUUCAACCACACAGGAGAAUUACUAGCGACAGGGGACAAGGGGGGUCGCGUUGUAAUAUUUCAGCGUGAGCAGGAGAGCAAAAAUCAGCCCCAUCGCAGGGGAGAAUAUAAUGUUUAUAGCACAUUCCAGAGCCAUGAACCUGAGUUCGAUUACCUGAAGAGCUUAGAGAUAGAGGAGAAGAUCAAUAAAAUACGAUGGCUCCCCCAGCAAAAUGCAGCCUACUUCCUUCUCUCCACAAAUGAUAAAACCGUAAAACUAUGGAAAGUUAGUGAAAGAGAUAAAAGACCAGAGGGCUAUAAUCUCAAAGACGAAGAUGGACGACUCCGAGACCCCUCCACAAUUACAACUCUGCGGGUACCUGUGCUAAGGCCCAUGGAUUUAAUGGUGGAAGCGACUCCCAGAAGGGUUUUCGCAAAUGCGCACACGUAUCACAUCAACUCCAUAUCCGUUAACAGUGACUAUGAAACGUACAUGUCAGCGGAUGAUUUGAGGAUAAACUUAUGGAACUUUGAAAUAAUCAAUCAAAGUUUUAAUAUUGUAGAUAUAAAACCAGCAAACAUGGAGGAGCUGACAGAAGUGAUAACAGCUGCAGAGUUUCAUCCGCACCACUGCAACACCUUUGUCUACAGCAGCAGCAAAGGGACAAUAAGAUUAUGUGACAUGCGAGCGUCUGCCCUGUGCGACAAGCACUCCAAAUUUUUUGAAGAGCCGGAAGACCCAAGUAACAGGUCAUUUUUUUCUGAGAUCAUCUCUUCAAUUUCUGAUGUUAAGUUCAGCCACAGUGGGAGGUACAUCAUGACCAGGGACUAUCUUACCGUCAAGGUGUGGGACCUGAACAUGGAGAACAGGCCUAUUGAGACAUACCAGGUUCAUGAUUACCUCCGCAGCAAACUGUGUUCCCUCUACGAGAAUGAUUGCAUUUUUGAUAAAUUUGAAUGUGUGUGGAACGGGUCUGACAGCGUCAUCAUGACUGGCUCCUACAACAAUUUCUUUAGAAUGUUUGACCGCAACACCAAGCGUGAUGUGACCCUGGAGGCCUCAAGGGAAAACAGCAAACCCCGCGCCAUCCUGAAGCCCCGCAAAGUCUGUGUCGGGGGCAAAAGGAGGAAAGACGAAAUUAGCGUGGACAGUCUGGACUUUAGCAAAAAGAUCCUGCAUACAGCUUGGCAUCCUUCAGAAAAUAUCAUAGCAGUGGCAGCGACAAAUAACCUGUAUAUAUUUCAGGACAAGGUUAACUAGGAGGGGGAAAAAAGAUAAUUCUUUAGGAAUCUUAUGUAUUGAAUACUAGCAAACAUAAGGUUUUAAAUGUUUCUUCUGUUUUCUUCUUCUCCUCCUUGUUUCUUUCAUUAUCCCUCUGCAGAUGUUAAUUAUGUAGAGGCAAGCACUCAGAUUCCAGACUCAUUGCUUUCCUCCAAACAUUAAGAAAUUAGGUUGACAAAACCUGUUAGGAACGUUUUACUUAUAAUUAUUAAGAGUCACCAAGUUACACUAUUAAUUCAAUAGCAAGCUUUAAUUAACUUGUACUUUUUUUUCUU